Molecule: messenger RNA, 1032 nt
Organism: Neltuma alba
Lineage: Eukaryota; Viridiplantae; Streptophyta; Magnoliopsida; Fabales; Fabaceae
Product: putative leucine-rich repeat receptor-like protein kinase At2g19210
Exons: 2
Coding region: 1-1032 (343 amino acids)
Source: RefSeq, a predicted model, not a curated record
AUGGGUUAUUAUUGGGACGACGAUGGUUUUUAUUACAAGGCAGAUAGUUCAAAGUUUGUAGAAUCUGGGGAAUUACAAAGAGUAUCUUCUGAGUACACCUUGACGAGUGAGGACGAACAGCUAGGGCCACAACUGAACACCUUGAGAAACUUCCCGGAAGGAAAAAGGAACUGUUACACGUUCAGACCCAAACAUGGCAGAAACAACAAAUAUCUCGUCAGGGCUUUCUUCAGAUACGGAAACUAUGACCACAAAGAUUUUAUUCCAGUCUUUGAGAUGCAUCUCGGUCUCAAUUAUUGGACAACAAUUGAUGAGUUAUCUGGUUCUAAUGAUAUAGUAAGAACCGACAUUAUUCAUGUCGCCUUGUCCGACCACAUUGACGUGUGUCUUGUAAACAUAGGCCGAGGAAUACCCUUCAUUUCCUUGUUAGAGCUUUAUCCUUUGCCAUUUCGUCUAUAUCAUGCCACGUAUGAAGCCAGUUUACUGCCAUUAAAACUCAUCUCACGAGCUAGCUUGGGUGUGGUUGAAGACUCUGUUUUCAUCAGAUACUCUGAUGAUAUCUACGGGAGGUCCUGGUUCACAAAAGCCACAUUGGACAACUCAGUGCCAAUCAACACAUCAUCAGAAGCCAUUGACAAUGAUUCCACAGAGUACAAACUACCAAAGGAAGUUUUGAGCACGGCAAUCCAAUCACUAAAUCCUUCAUUUUCCUUGAACAUCAGUUGGGAUUAUGACACGCAUCAUGAAUAUUAUGUUUAUCUUCAUUUUUUUGACUUCGUGGAGCAAUCUCAAUACCAGAAAAGAAUUAUGAAGAUUGCUUUUACUGAUACAAUCCAAGACUCUGUAGCUCUUGAAUACCAGCAACUCCAAACCAAGUCUUCUCCAAUUCCAAAAGGAGUCUCUCUGACUACUAUUUCGAUCACAUCCUCGCCAGGUUCUAGUUUGCCUCCGAUGAUCAAUGCUUAUGAGAUCUAUAAAGUACCACGCCAACCCAAUUCAACAACCGAUCCAGAUGAUGGCAAGUAUACUUGA